Necator americanus (New World hookworm) is the source of this 1110-nucleotide messenger RNA. RefSeq lists its product as uncharacterized. The record is from RefSeq and is a predicted model, not a curated record. The transcript is spliced from 10 exons. The coding region runs from base 1 to 1110 and encodes 369 amino acids. Gene Ontology annotation, molecular function: protein binding. Lineage: Eukaryota; Metazoa; Nematoda; Chromadorea; Rhabditida; Ancylostomatidae.
AUGUUUGUGGACGUUUCCGGUGGCCGACACUUGGUAUCUGACGUUGCUUUCAGUGUUUUGUCAGUCAUCUCAGUGCCCAUCAGGCACACCUCUGAAGUAAGAACUGGUAUUGCGCACCAGGUUAAACCGAUCAACUCUCACCCGUUAUCAUCUCGGUGUUGCUUACAAUGUUUACCUAAGUCCGAACUUUGUUUAUCGAGAAUAGAUCGCAUCCGCGAAAAAAUCAUGCCACUUCAACUGAUUCGUCGUCUGUCUUUCAGACAUCGAAGAAAUCAGGAGAACGCUGAGAAGAAUAUGGCGCAAACGAUGCGAAAAGCAUCAUCGUGUAAAGGAUUGCAAAGAGGUGAACGUGUCCUUGAGGAUAAACCACGUUUACCCGAAGAUCUUCUCCUACGUAUCAUUGAUCAUUGUGAUUCAAUCGAACAGAUACGGAUGAGAGCUGUAUGUAGUACUGUGAAGAAUCAUGUCGAUAGAAAGAUUAAAAAGAUCACUCAUCUUAAUGUCGAAAAACGUGAUAUCGACACUGCGUCUGGAAGAGGAUGGGCUCGUCAUCGUCAUGCUCAAGUGUCGCUGAAAAUGCGUACGAACACCGCGAACAUUGUGGUUGACUCUCGGUGGACUUCACGCGAUGUGUCCACCAUUGUAGGAGCGAUGAGUGUGUAUCGCAAGACAGUACUCGAAGCGACCAUCGAUGCACCAAUAGCGGAAUUGCUGGUUGUUUCUCUAUCGGCUUUGGACCUCAAUCGUUGGUAUGCAUUCCAAUGCUAUAUGAAGGCCAUGGAUGUAUUCGAGGAAGAUAUGCAUAUGGACUGCGAUUUCGUAAACCCAGGAGAGGUUUACUGGCCAAAUAUUCAAAAUCUAACCGUUCGCACUACCGAACAUCAAGCACCCCAUCUUGCCAGAGUUAUUGACUACGGUGUACAAUGUAACUGGGUGUUAGAUCGGCGGAAUUUAUGCCGGUUGAGAAUAAUUUUCACUGAUUUGGAUGCCACACCGUCUCGGAAGGUUUCGAGGCACCUCUAUCACUUCAGAUGUUGGGCCGGCUCGGCUGGGUUCGAUCAUCGGUAUGAACAACAAUUCGCUGCUAAAGCGCAAAGCGUUAUGAUUUAA